Molecule: messenger RNA, 1864 nt
Organism: Staurois parvus
Lineage: Eukaryota; Metazoa; Chordata; Amphibia; Anura; Ranidae
Source: the annotation of a GenBank genome assembly
AUGGCGGAGGGGAAGAAGAUCGGGAAUGCUCUCCUCCCCAGUGAGUCCAUGAAAGUGAUCGCAGAGUCUAUAGGAGUCUCACAGAUGUCAGAGGAGACCUGCCAGCUGCUCACACAAGAAGUCAGCUUUCGGAUAAAGGAAGUCACUCAGGAUGCUAUGAAGUUUAUGCACGUUGGUAAAAGGCAGAAACUGACCCCCAAUGACAUUGAUGCUGCUCUAAAGCUGAAGAAUGUGGAGCCCAUAUAUGGUUUCCAUGCUAAGGAAUAUCUGCCGUUCCGUUACGCCAGUGGGGGAGGGCGGGAGCUGCAUUUCUAUGAGGAGAAAGAGGUUGAUUUGUGUGACAUAAUCAGCACCCCACUUCCUCGGGUGCCUCUCGACGUCUCAUUGAAAGCUCACUGGUUGAGUAUUGAAGGAGUUCAACCCGCCAUCCCAGAGAACCCUCCUCCAGUCCCGAAGGAGCAGCAGAAGAUGGAAGCCACACUGAGCCCUUGAAGGCUGCCAAGCCAGGACAAGAGGAAGCAGGGCGGAAAGGGCAAGGGGCAAAUGCUGUGGAGGGUAAGGAGAAGAAGAACACUAUUCUAGAAGGUGCCCCUCUGAAGUUAAAACCACGCAGCAUCCACGAGUUGUCCGUGGAACAGCAGUUGUAUUACAAGGAGAUUACAGAAGCGUGUGUUGGCUCUUGCGAAGCGAAGAGAGCGGAAGCACUACAGAGUAUUGCCACUGACCCUGGCCUGUAUCAGAUGCUUCCUCGGUUCAGCACUUUCAUAUCAGAAGGGGUGCGCGUGAAUGUUGUACAGAAUAACCUGGCACUGCUUAUUUAUCUCAUGCGAAUGGUAAAAGCUCUGAUGGACAACGCCACUCUGUACCUAGAGAAAUACCUCCAUGAACUCAUUCCAGCUGUGAUGACGUGUAUCGUCAGCCGCCAGCUUUGUCUGCGACCCGAUGUGGACAAUCACUGGGCAUUGAGAGACUUUGCCGCUCGUCUCAUUGCGCAGAUCUGCAAGAACUUCAGCACCACAACCAACAACAUCCAAUCUAGGAUAACCAAGACAUUUACAAAGAGUUUGGUUGACGAUCGCACUCCAUGGACCACCCGGUAUGGCUCUAUCGCUGGCCUUGCAGAACUGGGACCCGAUGUGAUCAAAACUCUGAUCGUCCCACGUUUAUCGGUGGAAGGAGAGCGCCUACGCACUGUUCUAGAGGGUCCAGUUAUUUCCAACAUUGACAAAAUCGGAGCUGACCAUGUCCAGAGCCUCUUGCUGAAACACACGGCUCCAGUUCUGGUGAAAUUACGCACCUCUCCAGAUGUCCCAGACACCUACCGUACAGAUUAUGGCUUCCUGGGUCCCACUCUGUGCUCUCAUGUGAUGAAGGCUAGGGCCCAGAGCGCUUUGCAGGGGCCCCAGGUCAACCGGACCACUCUGACAGUCACACAGCCUCGUCCCACCCUCACCCUCUCUCAGCCGUCCUCCGGCUCCCAUCACGCCAUCCCCUCGCCCACCUGGGAUAAUUAAGGUGCCUGGGUCCUUGACUUUGCCCGUACAGACCUUAGUGAGUGCCCGGCCGGCCACCCCUACUCAGCCUUCACCACCACCCACCAAGUUCAUUGUGGUGUCUUCAGCCGGGAGCAGCGGGACCCAGGUUCUCACCUCUUCAAGCGGCCCUUCUCCAUCCACACCAUGCCCCCCUGGGGUCCAACCCAUUGUGAAACUUGUGUCCAGCGGUCAGAGCAGCGGCCUGGGGGGCUCAGCAACUGGCGGCAGCAGCGGAAUGCAGAAAUAUAUUGUGGUGUCUCUUCCAACCGCUGGAGAAAGCAAGACCCCUCAACCCUCCCCCCCCCACAGCAGAGACCCCCGGCUUGUGA